Molecule: messenger RNA, 2887 nt
Organism: Austrofundulus limnaeus
Lineage: Eukaryota; Metazoa; Chordata; Actinopteri; Cyprinodontiformes; Rivulidae
Product: ephrin type-A receptor 4
Biological process (GO): protein phosphorylation; axon guidance; ephrin receptor signaling pathway
Cellular component (GO): dendrite; plasma membrane
Molecular function (GO): ATP binding; protein binding; transmembrane-ephrin receptor activity
Source: RefSeq, a predicted model, not a curated record
GCCCAACGCCACACUGCUGGAGCCAGGGAGCCCCGAGGCGUCCUCGGCAUUGGGCACCGUGGAGGAUUGGCUGCAGGCCAUCGGCAUGGAGAAAUACAGUGACAACUUCACUGCGGCCGGCUACACCACUCCAGAAACUGUGGUUCACAUGACACAGGAGGACAUGGCGCGCAUCGGCAUUUCCUCGGCAGCGCACCAGAACAAGAUCCUGACCAGCGUCCAGAGUAUGCUGUCCCAAAUGCAACAGAUGCAAGGCAGAAUGGUUCCUGUCUGAGGGGAUGAAACCGGGGAAAAAAAAAAAAAACAGGAAUCAGAAAGACGUUGUUUCUUAUAAAAAGAAUGAAUACAAAACAAACAAAUAAUUAUAAAAAAGAGACAAAUGAAACUAUGAAGAAAUAGUUUACCUCAUUCAUGCACUUUAAAUUGGAUUUUAAAAAAAGAAGACAUUCAUGGAAAAAGUGGCUAAAAUGUCUCUCUUUUUUUUAAUCUGACCUUUACCUUGCUCUUUUUUGUUUAGCGGAGAAUGGGACACUCUGCAGCAUUUUUUGGAUGAAUGGAGUGAUGGCUGGAAAAAGUGCUUCCGAGAGACCAAUCUGGAGUGCCUUUAAUGGUUUGGAAGGAAGGAGGGAGGGAUGAAGCGGUCGAGUCAACGUUACUUCCUCCUUUGGGGCAAAGUGUUGUCUCUAACUUUAUGGAAUAAUUCGAGGAGCAGGUUUUUUGAAUUUCCUCUGACUGUGUUUAUUGUACAUGAAUUCUUUCUGCGGGACACGCAGGCUGCCCUGGCCACCAUUGUUCUUUCGUUUUCUCUCAGCUGAAUCUUUUUGAAAGCUCUCAGACAAAAUGGAGGAUCCUACCUGUCUGUUCUGAACAAUGAAUCUCCGAGAGGAUGAGGGCUGAGUUCUGUUGGGAGAUGCUGGUGCGGGGAAGAUUUAUUUAAAGAUCUUUUUUUUUUUGCUCUUUACAGUCCUCGUUCUCCCAGAACUUUAUUUUGUUGCCCUCAGGACGUUACUGAGAAUGUCUUUGAUCUUCCAAAGGAGACUUCCCAUUUCCCUGUCUUCCCAAAAUAAAAACAAAAACCCACCUACACCUUCAGUAAACACACUUUGGAUUACUCCAUCCAUCUGCCAUAUUAAAGCUCUCACUGCACCUCAGCUGCAGAAGCAAACAACUCUUCCUCACCACUUUGGAUGGAUGCCAGUUUGGACCAGUUGAACUGGUUGGAGAAACUGGAGGCAAGAUGAAGGAUUUUUUUUUGUUAGGAUUUAUUCAAAGUAGCAAUGUGGAUACAGAAUGAACCACAGUCAGUGUUGUUGCUAAAGAAACAAGAAGAUAAUGGAAGAUUACUCAACUUGACAUCAAGCUGCCGCCGUCCAUCACGAACGGGAUCUUGGCCUUGCUCGCCUGCUCUUCCUCUCCGUCGUCCUUCUUCCUCGUCGUCCCGCUUCCCUCUUCUCUCCUUUGGGGUCUCUUCCGCUGACAAGAUGACAGAAACCCGUCCACGAGCACCUGGGAUGUCCGCCGCACGUCAGCUUGACUCGCUCUCCUGUGCUUGUUGGCCCUCCACCAGCUGGAAGUUGCCAUGAAUGAUUUGGCAGCAUAAAAAAAGGAGACAAGAAGAAGAAUGCAACAUAACUGAAAAGCCCUGCUCCAGAGGAUUUAUGUACUUUUUAAAUAACUUUUAAUUUGUGAGUUUUUUUAAUUAUUGUUUUAUUUUGUUUGCAUGUAAAGUAAAGAGGGGUUUAUUUGAAUUGUACGGAUGGGAUGAUGUUGAGUGUGUGCGUGUGUGUUUGCUCUAAGACUGAAAAAGACUAAAGCACCAGUAUCAGUUUUGUGUCUGUUUUCAAGAAUCUGUGGAGGAGAGUGAGAUGACAGAGUUGUAUAGUUUUUGAUAAAAAUGAAGAAAAAUCCUGGACAUUUUUUUUGUUUGAUUUUUUUGCUUUUGCUUUCUGUGUCGUCUUAAAAAAAAUCGAUGUUGCUCACCGUGUGCAAACUCUCCUCAGCAACAGCAUUUAUUGAACAGCUUCAUGGAAUGCAAUCCGUUUCUGCUUUUGCAGCUGCGAAAGGACACACGGAGACAUGAGUGGGACUAAAUGUCUCCUGUGCUCACUAAAGCAGACUGGACUCUCCGGGCUCUUUUCAAGUCGUCUUUCUUGAUGUUUGUUGGAAACUGUUGAAAAAUGACAAACUUGUACACAGAAAAAGGGCAGAAGAGUUAAGAAAAAGGAGCGUAAGAAAAGGAUAAUUUGUUGAUUAUUUUGUUUGUUUUUUCAGAGCUCAUGAUACAGCCACUCAGUGGAUUCAUUUUUUCCCCUCUGGUUAAAGCAUACUUUCAUGAAUGUUACUGAACUCCUAAGGGAAGUUUCAUAUACAGUAAUACAAAUACACCUCUGUCUUUAAUGCGGUUUUGCAAACUUUUCAGUUUUGGUAAUUUUAGUUUUUUUUUUUUCUGUUUGGGGGAAGGGUUUGGGUUAUCUAUUGAGAAAAAAAAAGGACCUGUUUGGAAAUAUGCAAGAUGUGUUAGGGAAGGAGAAGGAACCAGAAUGUACUGUAAAAUACUUUUUUCCUUUACUUCAAUGUUAAAUGAGUUGAAAAAAAUGAAAGAAAAAGAAAACACAAGAGUUAAUGUUUGUCAUUGUAUGCCUUCCGAUGCCAUAAUGAUCUAGCCAUGUAGAUCUAACAUUCUCUUGAUCUUUUUUGUACUUUUUUUGGGACAUUAUUAAGCUUUUUUGUUUUUGGUUUUGUUCUGGUCAAGGAGCUCUAGGUACAUGUAACUUAUGUCAUUUAUUUAUGUUCUUUUAUAUCUAGUUUGUAAAAUAAUAGCCUAAAGUGAAGUAAAUAAAGGGGUGCCAAGGUGCAUUCUUAUUAAAGUAGAAACUAUGUGACUGUC